AUGGACGUCAACAGAGGAUUUGGAUUGAGGGACACUGUGCUGGCGCUCUUACUCGCUGUCCUCCAGGGAUUUCCUCUUGGGGAAACGGCCCCGAACCCGUCGCCGCUGGUUGGAUCCAACUGGGGGAACCCGAGGAGAUAUGUUCACCUGCAGACAUCCACAGACCUCAACAACUUCUACUUGGAGAUCAGAUUAGAUGGCACUGUGCGCAAAACUACAGUCAGGAGUUCAUAUAGUGUGAUUUUACUGAAAGCUGAAACAAGGGAGCGCGUUGCCAUCCUCGGCGUUAAAAGCAGCCGUUACCUGUGUAUGGAUUUGGAGGGGAACCCAUUCAGCUCUCCCACCUGCCUCAGGGACGACUGUCUGUUCAACCACAGACUUCUGGAGAACAACCGGGACGUGUACUACUCGUGCCGGACCGGCAUCCUGUUCAACCUGGAAGGCUCCCGGCAGGUGUUCUCAGCGGGCCAGAACCUGCCGCAGACUUCCCUCUUCCUGCCCAAGAAGAACACGGUGCCGCUGGAACGCCUCCUGCUGCACAGGGAGAAGAGGAACCAGCUGGUGGAUCCAUCCGACCCGCACAACGUCUACUUGGGUCAGACCGAGGAGGGCUCCGACUCUCGGGCCGUGCCGGAAGACGACGCCGACCUGGAGGUGGAGGUGGAGGUUGGGGACGAUGGGCGCAACGUGUCCCGGGAGACGCCGCUGGCUCCGUCCACCCACGACCCCUGGAACGUGCACUCGUCCAACCCGGCCAGCCCCCGGAGCACCGGGACCAUGGGGUGA
This is a messenger RNA of Morone saxatilis (striped sea-bass), 786 nucleotides long. RefSeq names its product fibroblast growth factor 23 (gene fgf23). The transcript has 3 exons. Gene Ontology annotation, biological process: positive regulation of gene expression; animal organ morphogenesis; cell differentiation. The record is from RefSeq and is a predicted model, not a curated record. Gene Ontology annotation, molecular function: type 1 fibroblast growth factor receptor binding; growth factor activity. Gene Ontology annotation, cellular component: cytoplasm. NCBI's taxonomy places the organism in Eukaryota, Metazoa, Chordata, Actinopteri, Moronidae. The coding region runs from base 1 to 786 and encodes 261 amino acids.